Staurois parvus is the source of this 87-nucleotide messenger RNA. Lineage: Eukaryota; Metazoa; Chordata; Amphibia; Anura; Ranidae. The record is from the annotation of a GenBank genome assembly.
AUGACAGGAAAACUGUAUCCUGGUCGGGUGAAAACCAAAAUCGUCCAGAAACACCAGAGAGGUUUCAGAGUUAUCCUCAGGUGUUGA